Messenger RNA from Aspergillus piperis CBS 112811, 1620 nucleotides. Its product is annotated as NAD(P)/FAD-dependent oxidoreductase. The transcript is spliced from 7 exons. The record is from RefSeq and is a predicted model, not a curated record. Gene Ontology annotation, molecular function: monooxygenase activity. Lineage: Eukaryota; Fungi; Ascomycota; Eurotiomycetes; Eurotiales; Aspergillaceae. The coding region runs from base 1 to 1620 and encodes 539 amino acids.
AUGGCUAUUGCAAGUGUUUAUCUUGGCCCUAUUGAUAUAGCCGACCUGGAAGCCAGUAAUAUGUCUAUACCAGCGGAAUGCACCGUUCUCGUGGUCGGCGGUGGCCCAGGAGGAUCAUAUGCCGCAUCUGUGCUUGCCAGAGAAGGAAUUGAUACCGUAUUGUUGGAAGCCGAUGUUUUCCCAAGAUACCACAUUGGAGAAAGCAUGCUGCCAUCUCUGAGGCAUUUCUUAGAAUUCAACGGUGCAUUGCCUGAAUUCGAAGCUCAUGGAUUUAACAUGAAAAAGGGGGCAGCGUUUAAGUUCAACAGCAAGCUACCAGGAUAUACCGAUUUUCUCAAGGCCGGAGGCCCUCAUAACUACACUUGGAAUGUGUUACGAUCCGAGGCAGACAGCAUACUGUUCCAUUAUGCCGGAGAGUGCGGUUGCAAAACUUUUGAUGGCGUGAAGGUCACUUCCUUAGAGUUUCGAGCGACUGAGCCGUCAGUAAACGGCAACGUUGGCUUCCCCGAGUCUGCAUCUUGGACACGAAGAGACAAAGGCACCGGGAGCAUCCAAUUUGAAUAUCUGGUGGACGCAAGCGGGCGAGCCGGAUUAAUGAGCACGAAGUAUUUGAAAGAUCGACGGUACAACGAAGGGCUGAAAAACACGGCCAUAUGGGGCUACUUCAAAAAUGCUGCAACAUAUGGUGUAGGCACCUCUAUGGAAGGCUCUCCCUACUUCAGUCGCCUCGAAGACGCAUCCGGCUGGACCUGGCGGAUUCCCCUUCACAACAGAACAACCUCCGUUGGUGUUGUUCAACACCAGAACAGUGUCAAGGCGAAAAAGCAAGCAAUGGGAUCGCCAUCAUCCAAAGACUACUUUCUGAGCUGUCUGCACGAAGUGUCUGGGAUUAUGGACCUGAUAGAAGGUGCGGAGCUCGUCUCCGAGGUCAGAUCCGCGUCGGAUUGGUCGUACAAUGCGUCAUCUUAUGCGGCUGCCAAUGUGCGCAUAAUUGGAGACGCUGGGUGCUUCAUCGACCCGCUUUUCUCAUCUGGCGUUUACCUUGCUCUUCUUGGGGCUCUGUCUGCGGCGGCCACAAUCUGCGCGUCCAUGAAAGGCCAAUGCAGCGAGCAGGCUGCCGGUAAGUGGCACUCCGAGAAAGUUCGCGACGCGUACACACGCUUUUUGCUGGUUGUGAGCAGUGCAUAUGCCCAAAUGGUCCACAAGGACCGUCCUGUACUUAAUGAGCUCGGUGAGAACAGCUUUGAUCGAGCAUUUGACAUAAUCCGGCCGACUAAGUCUACACUAUCUAGUAAUCCAAGGAACAGUCGACGCGAAUGGAAAAUUGCUGAAAAAGAGGUUCAGGAGUCCAUCGAGUUUUGUGUUCGUGUCCUUCUGAAAAUUGAUCAUGAGCAAUCCGGCGUCCACACAGAAAGUGCAAGAGCUGGCCACAUUUUUCAACAAGACGAACUUGAGAAUAUGAAGCAUAUCAUCAUGAACUCAAAUGAGACAUUCACACUCGACAGCUUCGGGGCCGAUGUCAUUGAUGGAUUGACUGCUAACAUAAAAAGAGGGUCACUGGGCCUGGAAAUUGUUGGCGAUACUUGUUCACAUGAUAACUUUCUUUUAAGGGCUGCCUAA